Porites lobata is the source of this 4998-nucleotide messenger RNA. Lineage: Eukaryota; Metazoa; Cnidaria; Anthozoa; Scleractinia; Poritidae. The record is from the annotation of a GenBank genome assembly.
AUGGCACUUUUCAAGAUGGCGGAUCAGUACAGCACGGGCGAUACCAGUGUUGAGUUAACCUCGAGUGAUUCAAAAAAGAGGCCUCUUGACGGUGCUGGAGAUGGCAGGCCUGCUUUUAAGAGGUCAAACCUUGGAGGUAUGCACAGCUGAAAAAAUUUCGUUGUUCUUUGUGCAAAAUGCGUCUGUUUUUAGGCAUCUGCUUUGGUCAUGGUGCUAUGCGUCGUCAAGAUGAAAUAUCCACUCUGUUACGUCUGUCAGUCACUGUUUAAUUUUCAUUGCUGAGAAAGACGAUUUGAACGGUUUGUCAUGUAGCCGUAGCCCUGUUAUGUGCAACCUGCUUUUUAGAUUACGAAAAGUCAAAGUGGAAAUUGCUUUUUCAUGGCGAAAAAAUUAUUCUGUUUUGUUCACGACUUCAACGGGUGGGGAAUGAUAAACAAAGUUGAUUCGACUUGACACCGCUCUAAUUUAAACGAUUUUCCGUGGCUCUUGCGAUCACAUACAAAUGGUACCUGUACGACUUGAUAUUUCCCAGAAAGGUUACAAUGAUGUUUAAAAUUUUUGCUUUGCUUUGAGUAAACCGAACCAUAUGUUUCAGCGUCGUAAAAUUUUAAACUGAAAUUAAUUUACCGACUUGACCACAAUAAAACCAGGCUGACUCUUUUCACAUAUAUUUUUAUAAUAACACUGGGCGAUCAAUAAUUGAUUCCUCGAGUCGGACUUCUAAGCUUAAAGCUAAAUCUUCUUUUUUUAUGUGAAGAUAAGUUGCCCUUUAAUUUGUUACGCAUUGCGCUGCGUAACGCCUUGCAAUCGAGAAAAAAGGAAGUACACGGAUCUGUUGCCGUCUCUUAUAUCGUUUUAACAGCAAAUAUCCACAUUUUUGGAGAAACUUUGCGUAUUUUUAAACCGGAGUAUAUUUCCAUAGUAUUUUUGAAAUUAUUCAGGAGGGUAAAAAAAUUUUGUGACUACGGUGAAAGAAUAGUGUGCAUGGAUCGCGAUCGUGAAUUGAAAACAACAAACGGUACGCGAUAGCGAAAUUUUUAGGGCGUUCUUUCAUCCUGUGUUUUUGGUUGUGGUUUUAGACUUUGAGUGUGCAAAAGUCUUUUGUCUAAGCGAAUAUUAAAUUAAGGAAUAAAUAAAACCGGUGUUUUUUUCGAAAGCAUAAAUAAAAAUUGUUUGGUAUGCAUUGCUGGUGUUGAACUCCGAGGGCCUUACUAGCUUUCGUGCGUUCGUUCUUUUUUUUUUUUCUCACUUGUAAUCGUACUCACGUUUCAGUGUUUGAUUAGAAAACAGCGUUGCGUUAAGUUAUUGGAGCCAGCAAGGUUGGAAUGAAUAGUAUUUUUUAUCAAACAAGUAGCAAAACAAUUCAAUGUAUGCCGUGAAUAACUUGACACUUGCUAAGAAUUCUAAUUCAUGAUCGCUCAAGCAAAAAGUUGCAAAGUCUGGUUGGGUUUUCUCUGUCAAAAAACCCCUUUUCGGCUCAAAUGCCUCGCCUGGCACCCUUCGCAGGGAAUCAGAAACAUGACUAUUGUUCUUAAAUAGUGAAAUAUGUUUUUUCCUUGCAAUCAACAAAAACACAGGUGGCCAUUUAUAUUAUGCGUUUUGUCUGCGGCUGUCACAGGCUGUGUUGUGUGUGCCCCGUGCCUCUCAACCCGGGGUCAAGCAUUCAUUCACAGACCGUCAUACAUACAGUACGUGUAUAUUUAUUCUUCCAAACGUACGCCUUGACAAUAGAUCUUCAGCUUGAAGGCAAGGAUGUUUAAUACUUGGGGUUGGAAAGGUAAAUAAACUGCAGUGCAGUUGAUUUUUAAUUUCUUCUCUAGGGAGUUGAUUUAUUGUUAAUUUUUCAUUGGAAUCUGAGAAACCAUACUUUGGUUGCAAAGCCUUUUAUGUUCUUAUAUUGAAUCAGUUUUUGCGCCCAGUUGACCCCUCGUUAUUGUGGAGAGGCUUUAAACUCUGAUCAUCUUUCUUUCUGUAAUAACCAUGUAGACAUCUUUGUCUUUGCAUUCAGUAAGUCCUCACUGUUGAAUUUCUCCAGAUGUACUGUAUAUAAUGUUUAGCACAAGAAGGGUUUCUCUAUCUUUUAAUGUUAAUAUGAUCCUAGAUCAUGAAUAUCAUGUCUACACUUCCUGAAAAUCUGUUUUAGAUACAUGUAUGUGUGGUCUUCUUUUCAAUAGAGCCUUGAGUGGUUGAAAUGCAGUAGAAUUUAGCAGCAAUUUAUUGUUUAUUAAAAUGGUUUACUAAGAAAAUUCCAUCACUCUGAAACAGAGUAAAGGGUAGUCAUCCAAGGAAAUUUCUAAAUGCCAUUAGAUCUCAAUUUAGACUGAGUGUUUUAAUUUAAGAAACACUAUACUUUGUUUGAUUCAUUCUGUAAGAACCACUACCACCAUAUGAAAUUAAUUUUGUUUCCAGUGGCUUUGUGAAGCAUAAAGUAAUACUAGAAACACCCUGAUUCACAUGUCUCUGCAAUAAAUUAUUAUUUAAUAACUGCCACAAAAUUAAACUUUUAGAUUUAUCUUUUUUCGUCUUGUUUGUAUUUGCAUAUGUCAAGUUAUAAUGAAGAUAUCCGGACUAGAAGGAAAUCAAAUGCAUUCUUGUGGCCGUAGACCUACUGCUAGUGAACAGUAAAAUUUCUUAUAUUUUAUUCAAUUGAAACUAUGCCUUCAGUUAUGCAAUGACUGCAUUGAUUAGAGGCUUCAUGCUGAGCUGAUUGCAUGUUUUGCACCUAGAACCUUUAAAAAAUGUACUCAAAAUUAUUGUGAAAGCAUUGUGAGAACUUUAUACUCUGAAAUGGAUUCAUGGAACACUUUAUUAGAUUUCUGUGAAGAUAUUUUGUUUUUAAUUGAUUUGUGGCUUCAAGGAAUCUGUUCUAAUCAUCAUUCAAGAAAACUCAAAUUAUUUUAUUGUGUAAAGAACAAACUACGUUGGAUAGAAAGUGCCUUUGUGGUUGCGGUUACAGCAUAGAAAUAAAUUCAUGAAAAGACUUAAAAGCAUGAUGCAUAACUAUCAUAUUAGAUUCAGUAAUAAUAAUAAGCUGCAGCUAGCAAUGACAUGUUUGGGUUUGACCUUUGUUUCUUGUUUUUGUCAGGGAACAUGAUUGUUCUGUCAUUAUUUUCGGUAUUUUGUCUUGAUUUUGGCUUGAAUAAUGAAAUUUUUCAAGGUUUCAAUUAACAGAAUGUCACUAUCAUGAAUAAUGGUUGAACCAUAUAUCUUCAAUCUUGCAAUUUUCUUCCAUGGAUGUGGAUGUGAUACUCACAGAAGCAGACAUGUGGCAUGUGUUUCAUAUUUGCCAUGCCUUUGGAAAAGUCUAGAAGAAAUGAUCACGGCAACUCUGUUUCUCAUUUGACUGCUAGCAUUUUUUAAACAAGCAAAUGCAGUCAAACCUUGCAAAAGCAUUGUUCUAGCACUGAUUUCCCUCUUGUUUCAUUUUUCUUGAUUGCCCUGUUUAGUUUGUUCCGUAUGGAAAUGUGACCAGUGAGUGUUAAUCAGUUAGUUUCCUUCUGAUGACAUGUUUAUCCUUUGUAACCAAAAUGUUUGUGUUGAUUAUUCCUAUAUUUAAAGGGGCUCUGUGAUAUUGCUGUUUUCAGCCAAUUCUGCACUGAGACAAUUACAUAAUGCCUAAACCCAAACACAAAAUGCUCCAUUAGUUCUCCCAGCAUUUUCAAGUUUCAAUCGAUGUCAUGCCCAGGUUCCAUUCAGUGCGAGAGAACUUCAUUUCUUGCCCCUUUCAGAAGGUGAGCCGACAAGAAAAACAUUUGAAUUUAAAGUUUCUAGUGCCUAAUGGUAUUCUUUCACUAUAGAGGGGUAUGUUCUUAUUCAAGAUAUCUAAAGAUGUUUUGUUAUGCAUAUUUGUUAACUUAAUGUCACUGACAUAAAAUGGAAGAAAAUUACAGAUGGAUAAGGUGCUAUGAGGUUUUUAGACUCUUUCACAUACAUAUAUAUAUUCUCAUUUCUUUUUACUCUUUAGCUGCCAAGACUCCAAUUUUGAAAGUCCUAAUUCCAAAUCAUGCAGCUGGUUCGAUUAUUGGAAAAGGGGGCGCAAACAUUGCCGAGGUUCAGCAAACAACAGGUGCUCGCAUCAAACUGUCGCCAAACAAUGACUACUACCCAGGGACACAAGAAAGAGUUGGUCUCAUUAUGGGAGAAGUCGAGACUAUAAACAAAAUGUUAAAUUUUGUGAUAGAAAAGAUCAGGCAAGAUCCUCCAGCGAUGAGAUUAAAUCCAGCCAUGACUUAUGAUCGGGAGAGGGCAAAACAGAUGAAAAUUGUAGUGCCAAACUCAACAGCAGGGCUGAUCAUUGGCAAAAGCGGGGCAACCAUCAAAUACAUAAGCGACCAGACUGGAGCGAGAAUACAAGUGAGUCAAAAAAAUGCUGAAACAGUGCCAGGAGAGAGAGUGAUUGGGGUGACAGGCAGCUUGGAGCAGGUGCAGGCAGCCUGUGCGGUUAUUGCGGCAAAAGUACAAGAGGAUCCUGAGCAUGCUUUAAACAACAACAUCUCUUACUCUAGCUUAUCAUUAGGGGCUCACCGCGGACUCACAAAUGGCAGUUCAAGUUUGAGUGCUUUAAAUAGUGGUGGGUUAGGUGGACUGGGGAGUGCCGGGAGCAAUGCAGCUGCCAAUAAUAUCUUAGCGCAUGCUGCUUUACUCAGUGGCAGUGGGCUGGGGGCUAACAACCCUCUGCUCAAUGCUAUGGGGAAUAUGGGCCCUUUAGGAUUAUCGUCAACAAGUUCACAGAUUCAAUCCACAGCUACUCUGGAACUAACAGUCCCCGAUGAGCUGAUUGGCGCUGUUCUUGGAAAACAAGGAAAGACCAUUACAGAGUUUAUGCAGUACAGCGGAGCCAAGAUACAGGUAUCUCAAAAGGGCGAGUAUGUUCCUGGGACUAACAACAGGAAAGUUGUCAUAACCGGUGAUUUUAAUUGUGCGCAAACGGCUCAUUUUCUGAUAACGCAACGUCUACAACAGGUAGAAGCUGAAAGGCUUUUAGGCCAGCAUUCUUAA